Molecule: messenger RNA, 684 nt
Organism: Aspergillus heteromorphus CBS 117.55
Lineage: Eukaryota; Fungi; Ascomycota; Eurotiomycetes; Eurotiales; Aspergillaceae
Exons: 5
Coding region: 1-684 (227 amino acids)
Cellular component (GO): endosome
Molecular function (GO): phosphatidylinositol-3-phosphate binding
Source: RefSeq, a predicted model, not a curated record
AUGGAGCCAGCGAAUGAGGACACUGGCUCGGUGCCUCGGCAGCAACCGCUCCCAUCCUCCCCAUCCCAGCCCGCGACCCUUCCCUCCGACCCAAUCAACCCAGAUACCAUAGCUGCGUCGAUAUCGGAUGGGAUUGCGGUCAGCAAUGGUUCGGUUCUUCCUCGCGCCCCGGGACUCUCGAAUAAAGACCGGCCGAUCUCUGGCAUAGUCCCCCCGUACUGGAGUCACCACCGGAAUGCUUCCAGAGCUUCUCAAAUAUCCGUCGAUCAAUCGCACGGCAUUACCCUUGAAGACCAUACCGAGGAUCCGGACUGUGAGACCAGCCGCGGUCUGUGGGCGAAGAGCGUUGCUGUCGACGAUCAUGUUGUCGUUCAGGGGAAGACCGGAAUAGGAUCGUAUGUGGUGUGGAAUUGCAGGAUACAAACUCUUGAUGGCGGUCCUAUCACUGUUCGCUUAAGAUAUUCGGAAUUCGACGACAUGCGACAGCAAUUGGUCGCAUCCUUUCCAUAUGCAAAGAAUGCCCUGCCUCCUCUUCCUCCCAAAAGCGUCAUCUUCAAAUUCCGCCCUUCAUUUCUGGAGACCCGCCGGGUCGGCUUAGAAUAUUUCUUGAAUUGUGUUCUAUUGAACCCCGAGUUUUCCAGCUCGCCCGUCGUUAAGGACUUUUUGUUCGGAAGAAUGUGCUGA